UGGAGGAUGCACUGCGCCUGCGCUGUGGACGUGGCUGGUCCUUCUGACUGCAGGAGGUUGGGUCUCCCAUCGUUAUGGCGCUGUGUCCUUUGUCACGCUGUCAUCCCAGGUGCUGAGGGUUCCUUGGGAAGACUUGGGAGACGCCCGAAGCAGGAAGAUGGCAGCGGACUCAGUGGCCUUUGAGGAUGUGGCUGUGAAGUUCACCUUUGAAGAGUGGGCUCUGCUGGAUCCUUCACAGAAGAGACUCUACAGAGAUGUGAUGAGGGAAACCAUCAGGAACCUGGCCGUUGUGGGGAGAAAAUGGAAAGACUGGAACAUUGAAGAUGGUGAUCAAAAUGCGAGGAGAAAUCUAAGAAGCUAUAUGGUCAAGCAACCCUGUGAAAGUAAAGCAAGCCUUCAGUGUAAAGAAAACAGCAGAAUUUCAAAUCUGAGUCUCAUCAAGGAAACUCAGACCUGUGGAGCAGCGUGUAAAGGCAGCUUGUGUGAAAAAGUCUUUAUGUAUCCAAAAUUCCUUAGUGGGCACCUCAGAUCACCUCCUGCCUGCAGAGCAUACAAGAGUCAGAAAUAUGGAAAUAAGCCAUACGAAUGUAAGGAGUGUGGUAAAGCAUUCAUUUAUCACCAGUGUCUUCGGAACCAUGAGAGUACUCAUACUGCAGAAAAACCUUAUGAAUGUAAACAGUGUGGCAGAGGUUUCACAUUUCUCAGUUCUUUUCGAAAACAUGAAAGAAGUCAUGUUAGAGAGAAAAGCUAUCAGUGUAAAGAAUGUGGGAAA
Chinchilla lanigera (long-tailed chinchilla) is the source of this 772-nucleotide messenger RNA. RefSeq names its product zinc finger protein 490-like. Gene Ontology annotation, biological process: negative regulation of transcription by RNA polymerase II. The record is from RefSeq and is a predicted model, not a curated record. NCBI's taxonomy places the organism in Eukaryota, Metazoa, Chordata, Mammalia, Rodentia, Chinchillidae. Gene Ontology annotation, molecular function: DNA-binding transcription repressor activity, RNA polymerase II-specific.